This is a messenger RNA of Rhinolophus ferrumequinum (greater horseshoe bat), 1953 nucleotides long. It is a transcript of the gene FTCD, whose product is annotated as formimidoyltransferase cyclodeaminase. NCBI's taxonomy places the organism in Eukaryota, Metazoa, Chordata, Mammalia, Chiroptera, Rhinolophidae. The coding region runs from base 112 to 1938 and encodes 608 amino acids. The transcript has 14 exons. The record is from RefSeq and is a predicted model, not a curated record. Gene Ontology annotation, molecular function: transferase activity; folic acid binding.
GCAGCCGGGUGGCGAGUAUAAAGGCCCCACCGGGCGCUGGAGCACCCAUCCCUGCUGCCUGCCUCCUGCCCUGUGAGACGAGCGUCCCCAUCAAGGACCGAGGCCCAGACCAUGUCCCGCCUGGUGGAAUGUGUCCCCAACUUCUCAGAGGGAAACAACCAAGAGGUGAUCGAAGCCAUCUCCCAGGCCGUGGUGCGGACCCCGGGCUGUGUGCUGCUGGACGUGGACGCCGGCCCCUCCACCAACCGCACCGUCUACACCUUCGUGGGGCGGCCAGAGGACGUGGUAGAUGGGGCCCUCAACGCCGCCCGCGCCGCCUUCCGGCUCAUAGACAUGCGCAGGCACAAAGGGGAGCACCCUCGCAUGGGCGCCCUGGACGUGUGCCCCUUCAUCCCGGUGAGGGGUGUCAGCAUGGACGAGUGCGUGCUCUGUGCCCAGGCCUUUGGCCAGCGGCUGGCAGAGGAGCUGGGUGUGCCCGUGUACCUCUAUGGUGAGGCAGCGCAGAUGGCCAGCCGCCGGACCCUGCCGGCCAUCCGAGCCGGGGAGUACGAGGCCCUGCCUGAGAAGCUCAAGCAGGCAGAGUGGGCGCCCGACUUUGGCCCCAGCUCCUUCGUCCCCAGCUGGGGGGCCACAGCCACGGGGGCCCGGAAGUUCCUCAUCGCUUUUAACAUCAACCUGCUCAGCACCAAGGAGCAGGCGCACCGCAUAGCCCUCAACCUGCGGGAGCAGGGCCGCGGGGCCGACCAGCCAGGACGUCUGAAGAAGGUUCAGGGCAUUGGCUGGUACCUGGAUGAGAAGAACCUGGCUCAGGUGUCCACUAACCUGCUGGACUUUGAGGUCACGGCCCUGCACACGGUCUACGAGGAGACUUGCCGAGAAGCCAAGGAGCUGAACCUCCCGGUGGUGGGCUCUCAGCUGGUAGGCCUGGUGCCCCUGCAAGCCAUCCUGGACGCUGCAAACUUCUACUGCGAGAAGGAGAACCUCUUUGUCCUGGAGGAGGAGCAGCGGAUCCGGCUGGUGGUGAACCGGCUGGGUCUAGACUCCCUGUCCCCCUUCAACCCUAAGGAACGAAUCAUUGAGUACCUAGUUCCCAAUGGCGGGCCUGAGCAGAGCUUGGUGGACAAGCCCCUGUGUGCCUUUGUCCGCGAGGUGGGUGCCCGCUCAGCGGCCCCAGGGGGUGGCUCGGUGGCAGCAGCCAGUGCGGCCAUGGGCGCCUCGCUGGCCUGCAUGGCUGGCCUGAUGACCUAUGGGAAGCGACAGUUUGAGCACCUGGACGCAACCAUGCGACGCCUGAUCCCACCCUUCCACGCGGCCGCAGCCCAGCUGACAGUGCUGGUGGACAGAGACGCCCGGGCCUUUGAGGCCUGCCUGGAAGCGAUGAAGCUGCCCAGGAGCACACCUGAGGAAAGGGACAGGCGCUCGGCUGCCAUGCAGGAGGGGCUGAGGCAGGCAGUGGCGGUGCCCCUGGCGCUGGCGGAGACGGUCGCUUCCCUGUGGCCAGCAUUGCAGAAGCUGGCCCUGUGUGUGAACCUGGCCUGCAGGUCGGACCUGCAGGUGGCAGCCAAAGCCCUGGAGACGGGCAUGUUUGGUGCAUAUUUCAACGUGCUCAUCAACCUGCGAGACAUCAGUGACGAGAAGUUCAAGGACCAGCCUCCUGCAGGAAGCCAAGACCCAGGUGGCACUGGUGCUGGACCGCCUGGAGGAACGGCAGGAGUGACGGCGGGCGGGACCUCGUGGGUUCUGCCCCCAGAGGGCCCGGCUCGCCCUGCAGGACAGGGUGGCCUCCGGCAUGGUCUUCUUGAGGUCCAGACAGUGGGCAUGGGGGUGGGUGGGGCCUGUCUGGGGUUGGCAAUGUCACUCUGUCACCUGCGGCCUUCAGUAAAGUCACAACACACCAGUGCCUGUGGAGUGUGUUUGGGGUUUGGGGGAAAGGGCUGAGCUGAUUGGGCAGGG